This is a messenger RNA of Closterium sp. NIES-67, 3699 nucleotides long. NCBI's taxonomy places the organism in Eukaryota, Viridiplantae, Streptophyta, Zygnematophyceae, Desmidiales, Closteriaceae. The record is from the annotation of a GenBank genome assembly.
AGCUGGAUCGCCAUCAGCGGUACCUCAUACCUUUCAAAGCGCUACUUUCACAAUCGAGAGCAAUCUGAUCGUCGUACUGCUAGCUCGAGCCCUAUCAGGGCGCAGAACCUUCCGAUGGAAUGCCAUAUGCCUCUCCCGUGUCUUCGGUUGCAGUAGUCGCGCGAGCUUUGAUCUCUAGCACACGUUUCCAAGUGCUGCCGUUGCCACUUCCUCGUUUCCGCCGCCUUGCUAUUGCGACUUACAUGUCCUAAGAAUUCGAUUACAGGCGGCCAGCACUUGCCCCUCCGUCCAGUAGUCAGCUCGACCAACGCCAGCUCUUGUAUCCACUAUCCCUGUUCCCUUCGUAACAGACCGCAAAUAGCGACUCAGACGCUGCAUAUUGCGCCACACCGUUCUAUAGUGGCCAUUUCCGGUUCCUACCCCGUGAGUGGCCAUGGCUUCAUCUAGAGCAUUCUCCCUUUACUCCUCAAUUCCCUCAGCCGACGCCAACCAUUCGUCUAGAAUCCACCCACUCACCGACGACCCACCGUCAGCGAGUAAGCAGAAGCGUUUUGACACAUGUUUCGGCGGGCCGCCGGACACCCCUCCCGAUGGCCCCCCUUCCGCCAGCAAGCAGAAGCACCCGCCGCGCCGCAGGAGCAUCUUGCGCCGCAUGGGCGCGGCCGUGGACUUCGGGAUUAACUACGUCUUUAGCGGGCUGGCGCGGGUGGUCGCGACGCAUCCGAUAGCCGUACUGGCGCUGAUGAUCGGGCUGGGCGUGCUGAUGGCGUGCGGAGUGUUUAAGAUGACCGUUGAGACCAAUAUAGAGGAGCUCUACACGCCCCAGGGCAACAUCGCCUUCCAGAACCGGGACUACGUGGAUUCGCUGUACGGCUACGAGGCGCUCGACGUGAAGGUCUUCGUUGUGUCCAAGGGCAACACCAACCGCACGCUGCUCACCAAACCCGCGCUGCUCGCGCUGCUCGACGUCUACGAGCUUAUAACGAGCGUGAAUGCGACGUACAAUGGGUCGACGUUCAACUACGCGGAUCCGCGCAUCUGCUACCGCCCGGGCGGGCAGAACACGCCGUGCCAGGUGGUCAGCGUGCUGGACUACUGGGGCUACUCGCGCGCAGCGAUUCAGCGGGAUAAAGACAUCAUGACGACCCUCAACAACCCCUUCGUGCUGACGCGGUACGGGCAGCCGGUGCCGCAGGACUGGGUGGUGGGCGUGCAGACGAAGGACCCGGAGACGGGCGAGAUCGCGGAGGCGAAGGCUUUUCUGCUGACCAUGUUCGUGCAGAACAACAAGGGGUGCUCGGGCAGCAGCUGCAAGGACUACUACGUCGACGAGUGGCAGAAGGCCAUCGACGCUCCCGUCAGAGCGUUCUCGAGCGACGAGAUCGACGUGUACUUACUCUCCUACUGGGGCCAGCAGGCGGCGAGCGACAGCGCGAUAACCGCGGACGUGAACCUCUACUUCGCGUCGGCGUUUCUCCUCCUCGCGUACAGCCUGCUCAUCCUCUUCCGCCGCCACCCCGUGCACUCGCACUGCUACCUGGCGCUCGUCAACAUGGCGUCCAUCACGCUCGCCGUGCUGGGAUCGUACGGCGUGUGCAGCCUGUGCGGGCUCAAGUUCAGCCUCGUCACGCAGUCGCUCGCGCUGCUGCUGCUGGGGCUGGGGACAGACGACAUGCUCGUCACCAUGGCGGCGCAUGACGAGACCGCGCGGGACUUCCCGAACGCGUCCGUCGUGGACCGGAUCGUCGCGACGGUCUCGCGCGCGCGGCGCGGCGUGAUCGUCGCAGCGCUCACCAACUUCGUCGCCUUCUGCACCGGCAUAAUCUCCGAGCUUCCCGCGCUGCGCGAUUUCAUGAUCUACGCCGCCGUCGGCGUCGUGCUGGUCUUCGUCUACCAGUCCACGCUCUACGUCGCAGUGCUCACCCUAGAUCUUAGGCGGCAGCGCGCGAACCGCCUCGACACGCUCUGCUGCGUCGUCAGCGCCGCCGGGCCCACCGACGGCUGCUGCGGGCGGCCGUACGAUCGGAACAAGCCCGGGGUGGAUCAGACGGUCAUCGGGCACUGGCUGCCGGCGGUAAUACUCCAUCCCGUUGGAAAGGUCCUCGUCGUUUUAUCGACGUUAGGGCUACUUGCCGUGGGAAUCUACGGCGCGUGUAACGUUACGCAAAAUUUUAACAUUGACUGGAUGGUCCCCGACGGCUCGUACGUGCGCGACGUGUACCGGAUCCGAUCGCAGACGUUCCCGCUCGCGUCCGGGCAGGGCGCGCUACCCGUGUACGUGUACACGACGAACCCGACGGCAAACUUCACGACGGUUACCAACACGUCGUCGGGCUCAUCGCGACCCGAGGCGUGGGUCGUGCCCGCAGCAGCGGGAGACGCGGCGAGCGCGCCGAUGGACUAUUUUAAGAUGCAGGACGAGCUGGCGGCGCUGGGCGUGCGGCUGCAGGAGGACCCGUACGUGUCGUUCUCGCCGCCCGUGCAGUCGUGGUUCGCCAACUACCUCAUCUGGCUCUCCGCCUCGCCGCACGCGCCGCUUCUCGACGCCAACGGACGUCCGCCCACGUCGGAGCUGUUCUACGAGUGGCUACAUGAGUUCCUGGGGUCGGUGGGGCGGCGGUUCCGCCUGGACGUGGUGUUCGACCAGGGCAACUCCAGCGUCAUCCUCUCCUCACGCAUGUUCGCCAUGACACGCGGCCUCAACAACAGCGGCCAGCAGGUCGAUGCCAUGAACUCGAUUCGCGCCUCCGCAUCCUCAGCAGCGCCCACUCUGCAGGCUUUCGCGUACACGUUCCCCUUCAUCUUCGUGGAGGGCUACGCCGUCAUCCAGCCCGACACCGUCCUCGCCAUCGCCAUCGCAGGCGGGGUGGUGUUCGCCAUCAUGCUGCUGCUGCUCGCCGACCUCACCUGCAGCGUGCUCGUGGCGGUGAUGGUGGCGGCCAUUGGGAUUGAGCUGGUUGGGUUCCUGUACUGGUUUGGACUCGCGUUUAAUUCGGUGACGUCGAUCACGCUGCUGCUGGCCAUCGGGAUUGCGGUGGACUACUCAGCUUUCACUGCCUUCUCGUUCCUCUCCCAGGUGGGCACGCGGCAGGAGCGGGCACGGCGGGCGCUGAACCACCUGGGCGUGGCGGUGUUCAACGGGGGCUUCUUCAUGUUCCUCUCCAUCCUCCCGCUCGCCCUCGCCAAGUCCUUCGUCUUCCAAACCUUCUUCAAGAUGUUUUCGAUGAUUGUGGUGCUUGGUCUGUGGCAUGGGCUGUGCACACUACCCGUGGUGCUAUCCCUCAUUGGCCCACCGCCGUUUGAAACGUCCGAGGAGGCGCACCAACUUCGGCAAGGCACAGCGUCGGCCCGAGUGGCUGAUGCCGUAAUGCCUGAUGAGCUGCCAGGUGCUUGUUCAGGGAGUGCUUGUAGCGACAUGGUGACUCCAGUGAAGCAAACUGUGUGUGCCACAAUGCCCUCAGCUCCUGCUGUUGUCAUGAUGACAACGUUGUAACAAGAUGAAGCUGCGGUGCUAGUGGUGCGAGUAAUAAAAUUGGUCAUUGUUGGACAUCUAGAAAGCCCUAGGCUUUCUACUCAAUUUGCUGACUCUUAACAUGCUAUGGAGUGUCCGUUGGUUAGGGCUUGUGUGCCAAAUUGGAGCUUGUCACAGUAGUUGAUUGAGCUUCUCACUCCAUAAGUAAUUUCAUUUAUAUAGUGAAA